Oncorhynchus mykiss (rainbow trout) is the source of this 2211-nucleotide messenger RNA. The record is from RefSeq and is a predicted model, not a curated record. Lineage: Eukaryota; Metazoa; Chordata; Actinopteri; Salmoniformes; Salmonidae.
GCAAAGUGCAAGCAUCCGCCUCUUCCACUGACUGAUCAACUUCAAAACAGCCUUUUCUAAGCGUGACCCUUUUAGAGAGUGAGGUGGUUAGAUUGACCGUUGUUGUGCUUCUGAAAUCGUACAAAUAUGCUGUCGUUGACGUUGAGGCAAAUCGCACGGCCAUUGUGCCUGCGUGCCCCGGUGGCCCUGAGCAGCGUUGGGGCGAGGAGGAGCCAGCAUGCGGCUACCCGUAGUGUGGAACAGGAGGCCCCGUGGACUGGGCAGGACAGUCUGGCCCAGGACGACCCGGAGAUGUGGGACUUGCUGCGGAAAGAGAAGGACCGGCAGUGUCGAGGACUGGAGCUCAUUGCCUCUGAGAACUUCUGCAGUCGGGCUGCGCUGGAGGCCCAAGGAUCCUGCCUCAAUAACAAGUACUCAGAGGGCUACCCAGGCAGGAGGUACUACGGUGGAGCUGAGGUGGUAGACCAGAUAGAGUUGUUGUGCCAGAAGAGAGCCCUGGAGGCCUUUGACCUGGACCCUGCCCUGUGGGGGGUGAACGUCCAGCCCUACUCUGGCUCUCCCGCCAACUUCGCUGCCUACACCGCCGUCCUCAACCCUCACGACCGCAUCAUGGGCCUGGACCUGCCUGACGGUGGACAUCUGACCCAUGGUUACAUGUCUGACACCAAGAGGAUAUCUGCUACCUCCAUCUAUUUUGAGUCCAUGCCCUACAAGCUCAAUCCUGCCACAGGGCUCAUUGACUAUGACCAGCUGGAGAUGACUGCCCGUCUCUUCCGGCCCAAGUUGAUCAUUGCAGGCACCAGCGCCUACGCUCGCCUCAUUGACUACGCUCGCAUCAAGAAGUUGUGUACGGAGGUGAAAGCCUACCUGCUGGCUGACAUGGCCCACAUCAGUGGUCUGGUGGCUGCGAAGGCUGUCCCCUCGCCAUUCAAGUAUGCUGACAUGGUCACCUCCACAACACACAAGUCCCUCCGGGGAGCCAGGGCUGGUCUGAUCUUCUACCGUAAGGGCGUGCGUUCUGUGGACAAGAAGGGGAGGGAGAUCCAAUAUGACCUGGAGGACCGGGUCAACUUCGCUGUGUUCCCCUCUCUUCAGGGGGGACCCCACAACCACGCCAUCGCUGGGGUGGCUGUCGCACUCAAACAGGCCCAGACGCCGAUGUUCAGAGAGUACAUUGGCCAGGUGAUGCGUAACGCCAAGGCCAUGGCUGAGGCCCUACUGAGCAAAGGAUACACGCUGGUGUCAGGGGGGACGGAGAACCAUCUGGUGCUGGUGGACCUGAGGCCUAAGGGCAUCGAUGGAGCCAGAGCUGAGAGAGUUUUGGAGCUGGUGUCCAUCACAGCCAACAAGAACACCUGUCCCGGGGACAAGAGUGCCCUGGCUCCUGGGGGCCUCCGGCUAGGUGCCCCGGCGCUGACCUCCAGACAGUUCAAGGAGACAGACUUUGUCCAGGUGGUGGAGUUCAUGGACGAAGGCUUUAAGAUCGCCCUGGACGUCAAGAAGAAGACUGGGAAACUUGCAGACUUUAAGAACUUCUUGUUGGAGGAUCCAGAGACGGUCUCUCGCAUGGCAGAGCUGAAGAAACGAGUGGAGGCCUUCGCACGGCCCUUCCCCAUGCCCGGCUUCGAGGAUCACUAGGCCCUCGGCUUCGAGGAUCACUAGGCCCUCCACACACAGAGAGAGAGAGAGAGAGCGCGAGAGAGCAGGGAGAGUCAGUCAAGCAUUUCCAUUCCAAUAUCCAACACUAGCGUACUACUUAGAAGGAAGCAGAAAUGUAUUUGGAGGUGAUUUUGAAGUGGUAGGCUAUUAUGGACUUUGGGAACUUGGUGGUGGUCAGUGAUUGGAGUCAGACCAGGCGUAACCUCGCAGACUUAUCCAAACAGAUGGUUUGAUGUCAUCUGUUGACCUCUGACCUAACGUGAGGGUAAUUCUGUAGCUUCUAACCCCCUUUGUAUGUUUACACAAACAAAAACAUCCUUAUUUUCUAAGUGUUUAUUUUCUGCAUGUUUUAAGGUUGCAGUGUAGGAGAAAGAGCUCAACGUCAGACCCUGAGAGAAAUGUCAUCUAAACUUACUGUCACCACAAAGGUACAUUUUUAUUAGAAGCACAGAGUCUUAAACUAUAAAUGAACACAUUGUCUUAAUUGAUCGACUUGAUGACUAGAUGUUCAUGAUGGAGAUUUGAUUAAUACACGUCUGUCAUACAACCCUA